AUGAUGUUUCUUUUAUAUCUCUUUUUCAAUUCUUUCAUUUCUCCAUUUUGUUUUUUAUCGUUCAUUAUUUGUUCCAUGAUUUUCUUCUUUCAUUCUUCCUUUCUUUCGCAUUCUAUUCUUUUUAUACUCUCUACUAAUUCUUUCUUUCUUUCUUUCAUUCUUUAUAUUUUUAUUCUUUUUGGGGUCUUUUGCUAUCUUACGUUUUCAUUCUAUUUUUUUCUUUCUUUAUUCUUUCUAUUUUAUUUCUGUUUCUUUUUCAUUCCUUUUUUAUUGCGUCCAUUUUUCUUUUCUAGACUUUUUAAAUUCUCUUUCUGUUGCAAUCUGCUAAUUUCUCUUUCUCUCUGCAUCUAUCUAUCUAUCUAUCUAUCUAUCUAUCUAUCUAUCUAUCUAUCUAUCUAUCUAUCUAUCUCGAGAUGUUCAUAUCUAUCUCAGUUGAUAUCUAUCUAUUUCAGUCGUUUUCCGAGUAUCUAUCUGAGUAUUACUAUAUCUAUGUGUCUAUCUUUUUUCUUUCUUCCUUUAAUUCUUUCUUUCUUUUCGCCUUUGUUUAUUUGUUUUUCUUUCUUUUCUUAUUUUUCUUCUCUUAUUCUUUUCUCUUUUUUGUUUGUUUCUUUCUUUCUUUAUCUUCACUUCUUCUUUUCUUCUUUUCUUUCUUUUCUCUUUUGUUUAUUUGAUUGGUUGUUUGUUUGUUUCUUUCAUUUUUCUUUCUUUUACACUUUUCUUUGUUUCGUCGUUUAUUUGGCGUUUUUUUUUGUUCUUGUUGUUUGUUUCUUUCUUUCUCUCCUCCUUUUCAUUCUUUCUUUCUUUCUUUUUCUCCUAUAUUUAUUUUUUUGUUUGUUUUUCUACAUUUAUUCGUUGUUUGUUCGUUCGAUUCUUUCUUUCUUUCUUUCUUUCUUUCUUUCUUUCUUUCUUUCUUAA
This is a messenger RNA of Acanthosepion pharaonis, 915 nucleotides long. Lineage: Eukaryota; Metazoa; Mollusca; Cephalopoda; Sepiida; Sepiidae. The record is from the annotation of a GenBank genome assembly.